Molecule: messenger RNA, 1862 nt
Organism: Meloidogyne enterolobii
Lineage: Eukaryota; Metazoa; Nematoda; Chromadorea; Rhabditida; Meloidogynidae
Source: the annotation of a GenBank genome assembly
UCCCGAUAUGUCCACAUGUCUAGUAUUAUGCGGCAAGUAAUUACGAUAUAUUAUUUUCCCCUUAAAUUCUCAAUUUAUCAAGUUUAUUUUUCCUUUAUUUUGGCUGCUCGGAGUGCUUUUUUUAAGUUCCCGUGGCUUUCCUGCCUUUCGCUGAAGUAUUAAUCGAGUAUUUAAAAAUUUCAAAAUCUUGUUUAAAAAACUCCGAGCUGCCAUAAAUACCUAUAUUUAUUUACAACAAAACUAUGUAAAAUCUUUCUCUAAAAAUCCACAAUUUUUUUAUAUAUCAUUCCUUAAUUUUUUUACUUAAAAAUGCUGCCUUUUACCUCCUAAAAAUUCCAUUAACAAUUUACUAUAAAUUAAUCAUCCUUUUUAUUGGAUAGCUUAUACGCAUUUUACUACUUAAACAAGCAUAAAAUGAUUGAAAAGAUUUUUUGAAAUUUUUUAUAAAGUGUUGCACUUCAAUUGAAGUUUUUUUACCUUUUUGUGACUUGGGCGUUUUGUCUAAUGAUUUUUCUUAAAAAAAAUUUUAAGCGCUGAUAAUUUUGUUUUUAGACUUUAUUUUUAAAAGAAUAUUUGGAAGUAUGUCUAUGUCAAAAUCUUCCUACACUUAUAACAGAAAAACAUUUGAAGAUGCAGAAUUUCCUAUUUUAUGUGAAACAUGUCUUGGACCAAAUCCAUAUUUGAGAAUGUCUAAAGAUGUUCAUGGAGGUGAAUGCAAAAUAUGUGAACGUCCAUUCACUACAUUUCGUUGGAUGCCAGGCAAAGGUUCGCGUUAUAAAAAGACUGAGGUUUGCCAGACUUGUUCAAAGUUGAAGAAUGUUUGCCAAACUUGUUUGCUCGAUUUGGAAUAUGGUUUACCAGUACAAGUUCGCGACCACGCUCUUCAAAUCAAAGAACAACUGCCUAAACAAGGGGCCAACCGCGACUUUUUUAUUCAAAAUGCGGAUCGUGCAUUGGCUCUAACUGACGGAACUGUCCCUUACGGUCAAUUGGCAAAAAUUACAGAUGCAGGGACAAAUGAAAUGUUGAGAAAAUUGGCUCGAAAUCAGCCAUAUUAUAAUCGGAAUUUGCCUCAUAUUUGUUCAUUUUUUGUCAAAGGAGAAUGUUUACGUGGAGAAGAAUGUCCUUACAGGCAUGAAAAACCAAGCGAUCCGGAUGACCCUUUAUCCCAACAAAAUUUGCGUGAUCGUUAUUAUGGAAGUAAUGACCCGGUAGCCGACAAAUUGUUAAAUCGUGCAAAAGCGUUGCCUAAACUUACGCCUCCAGAUGAUCCUUCAAUAACUACUCUAUUUUUGGGUAAUUUAAGUAGAGAUGAUAAAUUGGUUGUUACUGAAGCUGAUAUUAGAGACUAUUUUUAUCAAUUUGGAGAAAUACGUCAAGUCCACGUUGUCCCGCAAAAAGCAUGUGCAUUUAUUCAAUUUACAUCAAGACACUCAGCAGAAAUGGCUGCUGAUAGAACUUUUGAGCAGCUUACUUUAAAGGGACUCAAAAUCAGAGUUCGUUGGGGUCAACCAAAAUCACAGCCAAUGACUUCAACUGAAAUGAGCAACCGGACAUUCGAGCCAGUGCCAAAUCUUGCUGAUCCCUGCCCUAUACCUUCAUAUGCUUACGACAAUGGCCCAGGCCCUUCAAAACGUACACGAUUUGAACCAGCACCAGGAGAACAACAAAAUCGUCCAUUGAUGCCACCACCAUUAAUUGUUCCAAAUGUUCCACCACCACAAAUUGGUAGAGGAGAAGGACAACAAAAACCGAUUGAUUUGCGGGAUGUAGUAACUAGUGGAAAACAACAAAAACCACCAAGUAUUUAUUACCCUAGCCAGGAUCCUCAUCGUCUGGGUGCAAAAGGAGAUGUUGUUUAA